AUGUCGAUGAAUGAUGAUAUGUUUGAUGUUCAAGAAAACGACGAAGAAAUGUUAGAUGGAAAUGAAGAAGAAGAAGAGGAAGAUAUAGAAGACCAAGAUAUGGAGGCACCCGAAGAUGAUGCAGAGGAAGAGGCAGAAGAAGAGGAGGAGGAAGAUGAUGAUGAAGAAGAAGAGGAAGAAGAGGAAGAGGAUGGUGAGGAGGAGCAAGAAGAAACAGGUGAAGGUGAUGGAGAAGUAGACGGAGAGGGAGACGAGAAUGAUGAAGAUGACGAAGAGGAAGAGGAGGAGGGCGAAGAAGAAAACGAAGACGAAGAAGAAGAAGAAGAAGAAGGAGGAGGAGGAAGAGGAGGAGAAGUAGUCACUAAAAGGGAUAAUGAAGAGAGUCAAGAAGAUGGCCCUAAAAUAUCUAUUGAUAAGAGAAAGGAUGUAACUGACGACAUAGCGAUUGAGAGUGACGAUAUGCGAAAAGAAGACAAUAUUUCUGCUGUUAAAGGCGAAACCGAGGAGAAAGGUGACAACAUAACCGAUAAUAAAGACAGAAAUCCUCUGCUAACGGGUUCAAAGUCUAAGGGAUCUGUCAGAGAAGACAUGAUGUUGAAAGCAAAGAACUGUGCAGAUUUUGACAUCAUUCCUUCGGUUUCUAUACCAUAUACCUCACAAUGCCAUGCCAUAGCUUUUACUUAUGGACCUAAAUGGAUCCUUACUGGAGGUGAAGAUGGUUUCAUAAGAAAAUAUGACUUCAUUGCAUCGGUAGAAGGCAAAUCGCCUCUAACUAUGGCCCAGAAACAUAAUUUAGUUGAUUCAAUCACAAAGGCUGGUGUGAUAUCAUCUUAUUGGGAGAAUGAACAGCCAGUGACUAAGCAACAACUAAUGAAAGAAAACCCAAAAAUUAAAUUAAGUGAUUUUACUUCUGGUACCGUGAAUUAUGAACCUAAAGUGAACCCUGUUUAUGCGCUUGAUGCAGAAAAGAAUGGAAAUUGGUGUUUGAGUGGCGUUUUAUCGGGAGGGAUCAGCUUAUACACUAUGAGGUAUAAUGAAGGAGCAAUUCACCAUUACUUCAUGCAUGAUUCCAAGAAGAACUUCAAAAACAUAGGACACACUGAUGCUGUUUCUGUUUUGAAAUUGAAUACUGCUCAAGAUAAGUUUUUAUCUGGAUCUUGGGAUAAAACUAUAAGACAGUGGGAUCUAAACACAGGAAAAUGUACAAAUGUUUUUACCGGUAGCUCUGGCCAAAUUUCGAGUAUUGAAUACAGACCAUUGGGAUUAACUGAUUUGGACAUUUAUACCUACGACGAUGAAAAUGCUGUGACAGAGGAUAAAGAAGCCAAUGACCAGAAAAGUGAUAUUGACUCGCUAUUUGGCGAUAGUGACAACGAAAAGGAGAAUGGAAAUGGACGCAAAAUCGCAGAAACGAAGGAAAAGGCUAUUCCAAAGAUAAACCAUGAUUCUUCAAAGGUAUCAAAUCAAAAAUAUAGUAAUGAAAAUGUCUUUAUGAGCUCAAGUAUAGAUGGUACUAUAAAUAUCUGGGAUGCAAGGACUUCAAACCCAGUAUUGAGAUUAGGAGUAUCAAAAGGUACUCCCCCUUGGUGUAUGUCAGCAAAAUGGUCUAAUUGUGGAGAGUUCAUCUAUGCUGGAAGGAGAAACAGUACUGUCGAAGAAUUUUCCAUCAAGAAGCCUCAUAUAAGAUCGAAAUUAGGUCAUGCGGAUACAAUGGUGCCCAAUGUUUCAAAAGUUCUACACUUCCCCAAAAUAUCUGGUCCUGUGAGCGCAAUAUCAACUAUGCCCAACAGUGAUUUUCUCUUAUGUGGUUCCACUGAUAACAUCAGAUUAUACAAUCUUAAACUAUAUAAUGAUUUAUCUAAUGGAUCCGUUUCAAACACCAAGAAGCCCGCAACACCGUUUACGAUUAUACCUGGUCAUCAUGGAGGUAUACUAAGUAACCUUUACGUUGAUGAAACAGGAAGAUUUAUGGUAAGUGCCAGUGGUAAUAGAGGUUGGGGAAGGUCAAUUUACACCGAAACUGUACUAAUAUACGAAAUUGAUAUGAAAUAA
Priceomyces carsonii is the source of this 2052-nucleotide messenger RNA. RefSeq names its product SAGA complex subunit. The coding region runs from base 1 to 2052 and encodes 683 amino acids. The transcript has a single exon. Gene Ontology annotation, molecular function: protein binding. The record is from RefSeq and is a predicted model, not a curated record. NCBI's taxonomy places the organism in Eukaryota, Fungi, Ascomycota, Pichiomycetes, Serinales, Debaryomycetaceae.